AUGAGCCAGGUAUUUCCACGCACUAGGACAGGCUGCCUCACUUGCCGCCAGCGGAAAAAGAAAUGCGACGAAGAGAAGCCGCACUGCCGGGCAUGCAAGCGUAACAAAUUGGACUGCUCGUGGCCACCACACAUACGCCGGAGGUUCGGUCUCGACGAUCACAAGGAAAUAUCCAAUGAUGGGAACUCCAAUGCGUCGCUGGUGGUCAAAAAGAGCUCUACAGAGACCUCGGUCAAGUCUGCAUCCACCUCUCACACUGGUGGGGCUUCCCCUAAAUUUACAAACAAUACCGAGCUCGAUGAAGUCGUCUGGUUUCGGGGACUCAAAGCUUUCCUGAGCCCAAUGCGAGCGGGGAUGCUGCCACCAGUAUCCCAAACCUUGCUCUCACACUACCUUGAAUCCACCGCUCCUAAAUUAUCCCCUUCGUCGGACGUGCCAUUUGCUUCUUGGGUUAUGCCCAUUGCCUAUAAUGAUAACCUCCUUAUGCACAGCAUUCUGGCACUUAGCGGGGCGCAUCUCUCUUAUCAAUCACAAGAAAAUAUCGAAAUCCACCAGGCAACUUUCCGGCAUUAUUCUUUGGCAGUGAGGACCCUUCGCCGUAUAUCGGAGGAUGAGAUCCUCCUUCGCGAACCUUUGGUACUCCUUCGAGUUAUGUUGACUGUGAUGAUCCUUUGUCAUUACGAGGUAAUCUUAGGAAAUCUUGACGGAUCCCCUUUCACCCACCUUCGGGCUAGCCGUUACCUGCUUCUGGAAUUGCGAAACAGACGCCACCGGAUUAAGACCGCUUCCGAAAUGAAGUUGUAUGGAUUUGUAACGGAGCUCUAUUCUUACAUAGUCCUCUGCAAUACUAUCACUCCCUUCGGAAUGAACAGUAACCGAACCCUCACACACGACUCAUUUCUGCAAUCUCUCGACGACUUGCAAGAUUUUGGUGCCUUCGGGGUCAUGUUCAGUGGCGGGCAUGGUCUUUUCGAACUCAUUUCAUUAAUAUCUCUCUUUGCCGCAUCACAAGAGUCUCUCCCGUCAAUAAAUGGUGCCGCUGACCCGGAACGGUAUGAGAUAUACGAGCAACUCAAGAGUCGCAUUAUUAAUUGGAAUCCCCAGCCAACAGAAUACAAUGAGUAUGAGUUGCUGCCAGGGUGUAGAGCAACCUUGGAGUUUUGUCGACAGGCUUCGCUGCUCUUUCUGGAAACGGCUAUGUCCCCUUUCUCUAAAUACGACACCGCACGAAUCUGUCAUCUCCAGCCACUCCUUGACGUGGCUAUUUCCUAUAUGCCGCAGAUCUUGCCUUCCAAGUUCUCCUGUAUUGUUAUGUGGCCGCUCAUGAUAAUAGGCUCAUGUCUGGUGGAAGAAGACCAGCGUAUGGCCAUGAAGGACGCCUUGCUCCACAAUCAAUAUAUGAUGAGAAACACAGCUCAAGCGAGCAAUCUACUGGAGUUACUUUGGCGUGAUCCAGAUGAAUAUGCAAUCGGGCCAUAUGGACUGGGUUUGUUGAUGGAAAAUUACAAAUUGGACUAUGGGGUUAUAUGA
Messenger RNA from Penicillium subrubescens, 1530 nucleotides. Its product is annotated as Zn(II)2Cys6 transcription factor. The coding region runs from base 1 to 1530 and encodes 509 amino acids. Gene Ontology annotation, cellular component: nucleus. Gene Ontology annotation, biological process: positive regulation of transcription by RNA polymerase II. Gene Ontology annotation, molecular function: zinc ion binding; DNA-binding transcription factor activity, RNA polymerase II-specific; transcription cis-regulatory region binding. Lineage: Eukaryota; Fungi; Ascomycota; Eurotiomycetes; Eurotiales; Aspergillaceae. The transcript has 2 exons. The record is from RefSeq and is a predicted model, not a curated record.